Molecule: messenger RNA, 1167 nt
Organism: Lodderomyces margitis
Lineage: Eukaryota; Fungi; Ascomycota; Pichiomycetes; Serinales; Debaryomycetaceae
Exons: 1
Coding region: 1-1167 (388 amino acids)
Source: RefSeq, a predicted model, not a curated record
AUGAAGUUUAACUUUGCCUCAGUCACAUUAUUUUUCACUGCUGCUGUUUCCACAGUUUCUGCUUUGCCUGCUGCUUCAGCUCCAUUGGAAUUGACUCCAAGAGAAUUUGACAUUGCCAACAAUGCCCUUUACAACUUGGAACACUACAACACCAAAAGAUCCAUUUUGACUGAAGCUGAUCUCUCUAAAAGAGAGUCACAAAUUGUCACCCAAAUUUUGACAAUUGUUAAGGACACAAACUUGGCUCCAGGUGUCAUACAAUACUUCAUUUCUGAUCCAUUAUUAUCGGAGGUUGCUAAAUCGGUCAUUGUCACUGCGAUCCAAAACGGUUGGAUUAACUUGACUACAUUGUUGAAAUCAUUGAAUGACUCCGGGUUAGCUAUUGAUGUCAUCCAAGACCUUAUCAACGAUUGUGCCUUCUACGCUCAGAUUUUCAAAAUGGUGGGCCAGCAAAUCCUGGGUUUGCCAAGUGUUGUUGGUGCUUCUGUGGGUAUUAAUGCUGAGGCUGUCUCUUCUGCUAUUGACAAAAGAGACAAUGUUGCGAUUUACGCUAGAGACACUCAAGAGAUUCUUACUUCAUUGAUGGAAUCAUUAAAGAACUCUGGAUUGGCUAACCAAGUUGUUGAAGCUUUGGUUAUUGAUGACGACUUCUACACUUUUGGUGCCGACUUAGUCUCGACAUUGUUCUCAAAGGGAGCUAUUACGCUCGAUCAAUUGCUUGAGGCUUUAGUCCAAUCAGGUUUGCUUCCACCCCUUCUCAAUGCCUUUUUGAACGUUGAAACCAUCCAAAAAAUAGUUAUCAAUGCAUUGGGUGCUGCUUUUGGUACUUGCAAAAACUCACCAAAAACAUCAUCGAUUGUAACUAAACCAACUGGUGGUCCAGCCCCUACAAUUACUACUGGAAGUGCCGACCUUGCUUCAAUUCUUUCCACUUUAACCACUGAAACCGCCGUUGAAGAUAUUGACAGUGCCUCAGUCCUUAGCCCUACCUCAGGCAUUACAACAACUACUGAAAGUGCUGAAAUAAGCUCAGUUCCAAGUAUCAGUUUGACUACUACAGCCACAACCGAUAAGGCGAAUAUUAGCACAAUUCCUAGUACCACUUUGAGUACCGUAACUACCACCAAUCCACCAAAGAAAUGCAGAAAGAAAAAGAGAUCAGUUUAG